This is a messenger RNA of Homo sapiens (human), 23871 nucleotides long. It is a transcript of the gene INSYN2A, whose product is annotated as inhibitory synaptic factor 2A. The record is from RefSeq and is a predicted model, not a curated record. Gene Ontology annotation, cellular component: postsynaptic density. Bases 16564 to 17772 code for a protein of 402 amino acids. The transcript is spliced from 3 exons. Lineage: Eukaryota; Metazoa; Chordata; Mammalia; Primates; Hominidae.
GGCAGCUCCUGGAGCCCAAAGUCAAGAGCGAGAGUCUGCAUCUUGCUGGUUCAUGCUCAGGGCUCCAGGCUGAUGUCCCCACUGCUUGGAUAAAGAGCCGCUCCCUGUGACCUCAGCAUUCUACUACCCAAAAAUAUGCCACAGGGAGAGGGAGCCAGUGAUAAAGAGAUGCCAGGAGUGGGGGAGGAGAGGUGCCUCUGGAGUAAAUAGGAGAGAAAAUGGGUGCGUUUUGCUUAUCUACAGCCCAGGGCUCCCGCCCGGACCCCUCUCCUGCUGUUGGUCUGUGCUGGGGAGCUGCACGCGCUCUGGGCCCCUGCGCCAGAAGCAGCGGUGAAGCGGUUUACUUUGACCUUGUCUGCUUAGGCGCUGAAAUUCUGCGGAAGCAUCCCGAGGUGAAACUGCAAGAGUGGGAAUGAACUUUGGGGGAGCCCUGCCUUGGCUGGGAAGCCAAACGAUCAUUUCAGAAGACUACAGCUCAGGAUAGCACAGGGUAGACGUCUGUGCACUUGAACGCUCCCCCCUCAACGAGGACUUGCUAGAGGGUUACCUUUCCAUGCCUUAUCUCAGUGGGGGGACUGUCAGAGUGACUGCGCUGGCUGGGUACUUGAUGAAAAAAUACCACUCACAAGACCCGGGCCAUUCCCAGAGUAGUACAUACAUGAAAAUGAUAUAACCCUUAUUAAGCUUACGCUACAGCAAGUUACCGUCAUUUCACUAUGCAGAGGCGGAAAGUGCUGGUUUUUACUAUUCCCCCACACUGUACUAUUUCUUACAUUCAUAUCCUGUUGAAUGUUACUUUUGAAAGUUCAUAUUUAUCUUUGCAAUUUUUUUGCAAGAAUGAUUAGCAAACAUGCACAAGGAGCUCAAAGAAAAAAUGGAAGUCCUGCCAUCUGCAUGCCUCACCAGAUAUUAAUCAUUUACUAUCCAUGUUUACUACUUACAUUAGAUGGCACUGCUCCUCACGAUGGUUUUAUUAGAGGCGCAUUUGGUUAAGGAAAAGAAAAAGUCUAGCACAGCUAUCACUAAUUGCAUGAUUUUGCAUAAAUUACAUUAGCCAUGGAGAGUUUUGUUUUCUUCACUAAAUUCAUCAUUUUGUUUAAAAGACUAAACAAUUCAGUUUAAUUUCUUUAGCUAAAUGAAAGACUUUUCCUUAAAGACAAGAUGUCCUUGAAAAGCUACAUAUGUCUUUAAACUUAUUACAGUUGCCACGACUUUGUAUUUUAUCAUUGUGAUUAAGACUUUGAGCUUUCAUGUAAGUCAGGCCCUUUAUCCUAUUAAGAAACAGAAUUACUGGUUAAGAAAUAGGCUAACAAGGCAAAAGCUGGGAAGCUCCAUGUCUGCACAAUGAGAUUUCUGCAAGCUCUAUGGGAGGCUGGGUACUCUAUUACUCUGUUUACUUCGGGGGCUUCUCUGUUUUGCCACAGUUGUUUUCCCCUGUGGCAGGAAAGGGAAUUUUUGUGUUUUGUUUCUCCCUCUGUAGGGAAAAAUUUUUAAAUAAAUCAAUAAAUAAGAGAAAGACUUGUACGUGAAAGGCAUUCAUCUACAAGGAAGACUCCUACACACUGAAAUAAGCAGUCCAAAAAUCAAAAUGAUUCUCAGAAAUAACAACGGAUCGCAGUGGAGUGGCAGGACAGACCCGUUCACGUAGACAUUUGUAUUCUCUUGUUUGCGCCCAGCCAUGGCUAUCUCAUUUAGAGACAACUACUGAACUCUGGAAUAUGAGAAGCAGGUGACUUAUGCUUCUCAGAGACUCAUGAUACAGAAAUGAUCACAGCUACCUCCCAAAGCAGCAGCUCUGUGGUCAGAUAUUUACGUAGGAGGGCAGUGACAGGUUCACCACGGAUUUUAACGCUUGUGAAGGAUGCUGUUCAACGCGUCCAUAGCAUCCAAGAAGCUCAGUUGGGAAGGCAGGCAAAUUCUACAUACUUGAGGCAAACCACCGUCAUUCUGGGAGUGUGAGGUCAUAAAAACUCCCCAGAUAAAACCAGUGUCAUCGUCAUUUUCAACAGUCUUUCAUAAAUGUGAAGCACCACAACCCCUCCCCACCAUGAUUCCACUGGUUGGAGACCUACAUUCCCCAACCAGAAAUUAGCUGGCAUGAUUUAUGAAGCAGAUCCUUUUUUGUCUCACAUAUUUGAUUUUAAUAUUUCAUAACAUUAUGGGGUGACUUCAAUAUUUUAAAGCAAAAUUUAAUAUGAUUGAUACUACAUGACGACACUUUCAUUACCAUGAAAUUCUCAUACAAACAUUGAGAGAAGUCUUUAUUCCAAUACUGGAGCUAACCUAUGAUAUAUAUGUAGUGAAACUUCAUGACUUUUAAUCAGUUUAUUUAAAAUGUACAUUGUUCUUAUACAUUAAGGACAGAAUACAGACUUGCAGGAACCAAACUAUAGGGACCCUGACAGGAUUGCUGUAAACAAGUUGUUUGGACAAUGUCUUGUGUUAAGCACUAAGCCAUGAAAGGAUAGGUUUGAACCUUUGGACCAUGUGUGAUAAUGUGUCUGUUUCAGAUCCUGAAGGCACUAACUAAGGUAUCUCCAGGCAACCAAGGAUCUUACCUCUCACAUUGAGAAAAACCAUAACUUCAGAGACAUUUCCUGGCUCCAAAUUCAAGUCCUUUCAGAGACCCCUCUACUGUAAGUCACAGGAUAUUCAGUGUGCAUUUGAGUCGUACGUGCUUUAGACAUUAUUCAAACCAUAAUGAAUGGGUUGAGGGACUUUGAGGUGUAUAAAGAUGUUAUCAGAUGACAAAUCACUACCUGAAUAAAAACAAAACAUUCUAACCUGACAAAUGUGUCUCUUUCUGCUGAGUAUGUAUUCCCAGCUCUAAUUGGGACUGAGAGAAAAUUAACUUGAAUGUAGAACAGCAGAUAUUAGGGACAAGCAGGAAUUAUGAUUCUAAAUUACUCUAUAAACCUUUUGGCUAACAACAUAUUUCAAAGGGAUUUGGAAAUAACUCUCCCCAAAGUCAUUAUUUGUGAAUAUUUAUUUUAUAGAGCACUGAACUGUUUAUUCAAAGUAUUGCACAUCCAUAGACAUGUUCUCUUUACCACACUAUCCUGCUGUUAGGAAGUUUGAGCAAAAAAAGAAAAGAAGAGAGUCUUACAUCUCUGCACAGCAUACAUUCAUAUGAAUUAUACUAUUCUAUCCAAUAGAAUGGUAAAGAAACAAAAGAAAACCCCACCAUAUCAAAAUGCUUGUUGAAGUUUAUAUUCUACUUAAUAUGGAAAAUUCCAGUUCAGCCCUUAAUAAUCUAGCUUUGGCCAUGAAAUGAAAUGCAGUAAACUACAACAUAUGAGAGACAUGGGAAGGAGGCUACGGAAUGCUGAAAAUACUACAGGCAGCCUUGCAAAUAAAAGUUGCUCUCACUCCAUCUCAGCAGAGAUGAUCACAGCUAUAUCCCAAAGCAGGGGUUCCAUGGACAGGCACAUCCCAGAGAGAAAGAGGAAAAAGCACAGGCUGAUGGCAUGAGGGCCUUUUUACAGCUGUUCAGUUGAGGAAGCAGCAUGGGGCUAUAUCCUAUUCACUGCCAACCUUAAUGAAAUUGAGCAGUCUUUGUGUUUCUAGGUCAUUCCACUGGUGAUGUGAGAUCCCCCACCCUUGUUCUUCUCUAGGAAGGAUCUUGUAUUUGUCAAUGGUCCUUCUUCAUGUUUUUAAAAAUCUUUUCUAUGUGUACUUAGUGGUUACAUUUUAGAUACCUCUUACUACCUGCAUUUUGUACAGUGAAAUCUGCUUAUUUUUGUAGUAAGUGAUUUUAGCAUCCUUAAAAAAUGCAGCAAAGAUAUAAAACCUGGGAUUUUUAAAUGGGGCAAGCAUAGGGAAGGUAGAUGGAUAUGCAGAUGGCUUUGUUCAGAGAGGACUUCUGAUUUGUGGAUAUGUACUGAGCUGUUGCAGCAGUGGCCAAGGCAAUGUGUAAGGUGUUACAAGACCAAGUGAGAGGACUCCAAGAAGCUCAAGUCCAGGAGGAGGGGAGGAGGUGGCAAGGAAGUGGCAGGAGCCUAAAGACUCCCAGGUAGAAUCAGGAUAGGAGAUUACAGGCAGAGAGUGAUGCCCCGGCUCACUUCGUGGGUGAUGCUUGAGAUUGCACUCCUGAGCCCAGCAGACAUUAGUCCUGGAGCUUAAGCCAAGUGGUAGGGUGCUCAGGGCUACAGACUUGUAUGGGAAGAGUGAGAAGUGACAUUCAGCAAAGGUUGAGGUGCUGGAAUCAGAGAGUGGAGGCAUAGUCUGGAGUCAGUUUGAGGAGGAACCAGCAGGGCAAGAGGGUCCUCUGUUGAUGUUUGAAACAAGAACAUAUAUUCUCAGAAGAUUAAGGCGGUAUAACUAGAGGCAAACCAGAGGAGAGGAGUUGGAGACCAGUUGAGAAGGUGUCACAGAUGAGAAUGUGCCAGUCUCAGUAGCACUGGGAAGUAAGUUAGGGGGCAGCUAUGAGUAAAACCUUCUGGCAGACAAGUCUUUGUAAUGUGGCAAGAUAGAAAGAAGGGAUUAAAGAUGCUACCCAAGGCCAGCAAGGCGGUGGGGGAUUUUAAUGGCAACAGAAAUCUGGGAGCCAGCAGGAACGGGGGGGGGGGGGGGGGGAAGAUAGGAUUUCUAUUAAAUAUUUGAGUGUGAAUUUUCAACUGGAAAUAUUAUUUAAAAAAUAAGUUUUUCAUUAUCUCUUACGUCCUAGAAUGUCCACAAGAAAUACUUUGAAAUAGGAGGAAAUUGGAUGAAGCGAUUCACAGCGCAAAUCCUUAAAUGACUAAGCAUAGUAGUAUCUAUAACAGGUGCUUAAUAAAUAUUUAAUGAGGCUACUAACACAAACCUAGCCAGUGAUUUUGCUACCAACUCAGGGAAUCCUGAUUGGGAAAGAAUUGUUUUCUUCCAUUUCCACUUGUAACUUUUUGUGUAGCAGGAAUUAAAGGAAACACCGUGAGAAGGCAGUAAAGAGGAAGACGGCUUCCAGGGCUGAACAGUACUGACGUCUGGCCAUGCAGUGUUUAGAAAAGAAAAAAGCACCAAAGGGUUGGGUUCUUUACCACCAAACUCAACCUCAGCGAUUCCUUUGGUGAAAAUUCAGUUGGGUAGAAGUUGAGUUUUUAGAGAAAGAAUGUCUUUGAAUUUGGUGACCUAGUAUUAGGGUAAAAGAAGCAAAUAAGGAGAAUUGAGAAAAUGUAUCUCACUGCAGUCAGAUAAAUUAAUGUUCUUAUAACCCAAAUGCUGACAUUCUGGGUUAAAAAGAGUUUUCACCAGAGCUCACCAAAAAAACUGGAGAGUUCAUCGGGCCAGCAUGAGAGAAGGAGAUGUCUGUCUCUCAGCCUUAACCUCACAUCUCAAUUUGACGUCGUGACUUCAACUCCAUUGAUCUCUGUGCCAGACCCACCAAUUUAUCAUUUUAAAAAUCAAUGACAGCGCUGCAUAAAGAUUAUUUUUGUCUUUUUUUCCUUGCGUAAAUCACACUGCACAGUGUCCACUUAACCGUGCACUUGAGACUCCCAUAGCUUAGAUAAUGUGCCAUGUGCAAACGUACUGUGUGAACUUAAAGGAAUGCUGAAAAUAUGCUGUUCACUUUCAAACCGUAUUUUUCAUUUGACUUCUUGCCCAAUGAUAACUGCAUUUCUCAAUUACUUACUGUUUUAGUUUUAAAGGUAGUUGUUAGCUCAGUGGCUUCACUGAAGUCAUUCAUAUCCUCAUUUAAUUUGUUUUGCACUUGCUAUUUAUAUUUUAGUCUUGCUAUAUAAUAUUUAUUCUGAAUAUAUAUCUACUUUAUUUAUUGUGUCUAUCACAUUUGUCCAUGUGGCAAAAACACCCAGGGUGAGGCUGAAUGACAGAAGUUAGCAGGUGGCUGGACACUGGAGCCUCAGACAGAGUGCCCAGGCUCACUGGCAGGGUUGGCCCCACACUGCACUGGGCAGGUCAACUACUGAGUGAGUGGCAGAGACUGGACCCCAACUCACUCCUAGUAAUUAUUUAAAAUAAUUCCACAUGGAAGCAUCAGUUCUAACUGUAUCUGAAGAGUCAGUGAGAGUGACCACUAGCAAAUGCAGCUUUAAAGUAUAAGUCUAAGACAACCGUACAGUUUUUAAUCAGCCACUCAAGGUUGGAACCUUCUGGUGGUGAUUCUCAAGCUUGUGUCUCGUAGGUCCUGCAUCCAGUGUCAUCCACAUGCACAACACAUCCCAAGGUGUGCUGUCUUUGUGUACAUCCACUUCAUCACCAGGGCUGUGUACUGAGCGCUUCCUAGGAGCCGACCACCUGAGCCCUGACCCAGCUCACAGUGGAGUGCAGCGUGGUGGUGCGGUAACAGGCUCCAGGCCAGGCUGUCCUCCUUUGCCCUCCUGGCUCUGCCAGUAUCUGUGUGACCUUUGGCAUGUGACUCCACUACCUGUGCCUCUGUUUCCCCAUCUUUAUUACAAAUAGUAAUUUCUCCUUCAGAGGGUGUUUGGAGAAUGAAAGGUUCAGACAUACACAAAGCACAGAACGGUACCUAGCUUGUGCUGAGUGUUAUACACAAGUGUUACCUUUUCUGAUCUUUGCUCUCCCAGGUUAGAUCACUUGCCCAGAGUUCUGGGCUAUUAAGUGGAGGGGAAGGGCCAGAACUCAAAUCCAAGCAGGUGGUCUCAAAGCCCCAGUUCGUAAGGACUACGGCCAGAAAUUAACCACGUUAGCAAACCAUGGUAGCAUGGGAAGACCUUGAGCACCCCCUCUCUAAUGCAGAAAUUCCAGAGUUAUUCACUGUGCAAAGACUGUCAAUGUACGAAUGACUGGUCUCAAACCCCAGAUCCAUGGUUGAAAAGAGCUGCCCCAAGCCAUGGAAUUUCUAGAAGGGAACAGAAUUCUAAAUGUUUUGCGUCUCCAACCAGAAAUAUAUAUACAUAAAAAAAAGUGUGAAUAUGCCCUAUUCCUACUAUGGGUCUGCUCAGUGACAAUUUACUUGGAAUUUGCCAUCCCAUAAUUAAUGGAUGUUGUGAAAGACCUGGAUUUUCAUCCAUGACAAUAACUGGCCACUAGCUCUCUCCUCUGUGGAACAUGAAUCCACCCCAUCUGUUUGUGCACAGCACAGCCCAGCCAGGCCAGGGCACAGACACUCUGUGGGCCUGUGUGGGAUCUGCUGGUGAUCAUCCCAACACCUGGCUGAUGUCCAGGUUCAUUCUAGAAAAAAAUGGAAGGGGCUCAACCUCCCUGCUCCCCCGUGACAUUCACUCAUUCAUUAAGCCCUUCGUUCAGUCAAUAUUUCUGGGUACUUUUUGUAUGCCACAAACUUCUCUAAGCUUUGGAGAUACAGCAGGAAAUAGAAGACAACAAAGGGUGAAAAAGAUAAAGGAAGAAGGCCAGUGGUUCUUUAUCGUAUGUGCAUUAUUAAAAUUAUAUUAGGCAUUUAAAACAAACAGUGGAACCCAGUCUCCAUCCUCCAGAAGUUCUGAUUUACCUGGACUGGGGUAGAGACCAAUAUGCUUUUGCUUUUGCUUGCUUGCUUGCUUGCUUUUCUCUCUCUUUUCUUUCUUUCUCUCUUUCUCUCUUUCUUUCUUUCUUUCUCUCUUUCUUCUCCUUGUUUUUUAAUGGAUUAACUUCCUGGCCUCCAAGUGUGGCCUUCGAGGGAGCGAGGCUGAGGGAAUAGAGCCCUUAAGGAAAAAUGCUUGUUUACCUCCUUCCUGUAGGAGGACAGCCACCCCCUGGAUUUUCUUCUACGUGGCAGGAUAUGCUCUCUUUAAAAACCCACACACAAAAACAAAAACCAAAACAACUUUUAAAAGACUCCAUUUCAUCCACACCUAUGCUCUCCUCCAAAGCUUCAAGAAGGCGAAAGCAUACAGGGGUCAUGUGAGGUUUUGGAAAGAUUUAUGUUUUCCUUUUUCAAGAUCUUUUUAGCAUGCUCAAGUCCACAGAGAAUCAUUUCACAGAUCAUCAGUACUGCUUACUCACUACGAUGCUAACUUCUAUUCAUGAACUACACAGGCUUUUGCUACUGUUCUCUUUCUCUUUUCCACAAGCCUUGUAAAGUAGCAGGGCAUCUGUUCCAAGGAGGUGCUGGAGAGAUAAAAAGAUAGAGGCAAACGCAGGAAUAUUUGCUGAAAAUGGGACUCUUCAUUGAGUUUAACACUUAAUGUGUUAUGUGUUGGGUGCUUCAUAGAACAGGAAACUGUAUGAUGUCCUGCUUUGGGUGCCUGCCCGAGCCUGGGCUCUUGUUUUGCCCCGGGGUGAAUUGUCACGUUCCCUUCUGGACAGGAGAUGGGGUUGCUGCAACUGGCCCUUUAAGAGCAACCAAAACGCUGGGAGUCAUGGCUGAAGGCUAUCAAAACUCUAUGUGCCUGAUUCAAGGAACAGCCCACAGAUGUCCCACAGCUGACCUGGACUUAUGUUCCAGCACACAUCCCCUUCCCCUCCUGUAUCUGUGUGUGCAUGUGUCUGUUUGUCUGUGCAUUUCUCUCGACUCACCGUUCCCCUAACAACCUCUCUCUCUUUAUACAUCCCCAUUGCCCUUCUCCUUCCUCUCCACGUUCAUCUCAAUGGACAACAGCAGUGUGGCAUGAGAUUCCUAAGUACUGCGCUUCCUUAUUUAGUAUAAUUUUAUAUUCAUUGUUCUCAGUCUAAAGAACAGGAAAAUGAAAGCUAUUUCAUUCAUAUGUUUAUGCCCCUCUGAUACGGUUUGGCUCUCUGUCCCCACCCAAAUCUCACCUCCAAUUGUAAUCUCCAUAAUCCCCAUGUGUCAAGGGUGGAACUGGGUGGAGGUAACUGGAUCGGGGGGGGGCGGGGGGGCGGUUUCUCCCAUGCUGUUAUCAUGAUUGUGAGUGAAAUCGCAGGAGAUCUGAUGGUUGUCUAUCGGAUGUGUUAAGGAGAGCCUCCCAAGUAGCUGGGAUUACAGGCACGCACCACCAUGUCUAGUGUCUGGCAUUUCCCCUGCUUGCGCUCAUUCAGUCCUGCAGCCUUGUGAAGAAGGUGCCUGCUUCUCCUUUGCCUUCUGCCAUGAUUUUAAGUUUCUUGAGGCCUCCCCAGCAAUGCAGAACGGAGAGUCCGUUAAACACCUGUCCUUUAUAAAUAACCCAGUCUCAGGCAUUUCUUCAUAGCAGUGUGAGAAUGGACUAAUACACCCUUGGAAGUCACUAGAACCCUGGGUAUGCCCCAGACCCUCUAUUGUUUUUUUCCCUCUGAAAGCCAGUGAUUCAUCCUCUAGAGCAGAUUAGACAACUGAGUUUAGGAAAGGUGCCAUGCUCUAAAACGUUGUUAUUCCAAGCUAUUGAGAUUUUUUAAUUAAACUCAAUUUAUUUUGCCACUACCAUAUCUUGGGAGUACCCAAGAAGAAAGUUGAGUAAUAUAAGAACAAACCUUCUGAUAAUUCCUAGCAAGUCACAUUUUCUACAACAGUAUGGGGCCCCAAUAUACUGCAUGGUUAAAUAUAGAACCUGUACCAUUUCUGUGCCAUCUACUCAUUUUUGUGAGUGUGUGUGCCAUCUCCUUCUCUCCCAUCAGCACCGGAAACAUUUGUACAACAACCACUCAAGGUAGUCAUGCCAAAGUUCAGAAGAUAAAGAUCUCUGGAUAUGGUUUUACCUCAACGAACAAAACUAUCCCUUCUCCUUUCCACUUCUCUAAUUCCUACUCAUGUUUCAUUAUACAGCCAGGUUCUACCUAAUGUGAGGAUCCAGAUAAUGUAAAAAGACUCCUUGGAAGCCAUUAAUAUUGUACACUCAUCCUAAGUCUUCUUGCUGUAUCUCAGCUAAGGUCCCAGCUCUAAGGAUACUGUGAUGUAUAGUGUUAAGAUUCUCUUGCUGGAGUGCAGUGGUGCAAUCUCGGCUCACUGCAACCUCCCACUCCCUGGUUCAAGCGAUUCUCCUGCCUCAGCCUCCCAAGUAGCUGGGAUUACAGGCACGCAUCACCACGCCCAGCUAAUUUUUGUAUUUUUAGUAGAGACGGGAUUCACCAUGUUGGCCAGGAUGGUCUUGAUCUCCUGACCUUGUGAUCCACCCACCUCAGCCUCCCAAAGUGCUGGGAUUACAGGCAUGAGCCACCGUGCCUGGCCAGUGUUAAGAUUCUUAAACCAGUAAGUAAAGAAGGAUGACUGAGCAUAGGAGGAAGACUUAGAGGGACCUACUCCACAGAACACUUAUAUUUGUGUUAAGGAGAGAAAACCGACACAAAGCAAAGCAAAGUGAGCAUCCUUCAGGCCUGCUCUUGCACAUCUCCCAGGUAGAGCCUACCCUGACUCCCCAGGGAGCACUCUCAGUACUUCCCUCCUCUUACAUGGUCUUGUGCACAGUGGACUGGUGUCAGGCAUCAACGUGUCUCUCUCCUGCUGGACUAGACACUGCCAAAGAGUAUGCCUUGUUUUUUCCUGUGUGCCCAGCAUCCAGUAUGGUGCCUAGGUCACCCCAGGCAUGCACUGUUCAGUGAGUAAAUGAAGGUGACAGGUAAGGACUGGAGAAGGCAUAGAAGAUAAGACUAGAUCUAGACCACCAAACACAGACUAUCCAUGAGGAAGGAGGACCAGGGCGCGGUCCUGGAAAAUGAACCAGUGGAAGUGAAGACACAAAGUAGAGACUGACCAUGGUGUGUUCAGGAGACAGUGCAGGAAAUGGCUUAAUGGAAGUCAGCAGAUGGAGCAUUUCUGAGUAGCCAAGAGAAAUCUAGAAAGAUGAGCAGGUAGGAAAAAGUAUAGAUGAUCUUAUAAUAAGAGACUCUUUGGAAGUGCUACCAACUGGGAUGUAUCCAGGUAUAUGCACAGAGAAGCGACGUGUGCACUUGAAGCCAAGACUAGCAGGACCUGCAGGAUGGGGGACGGGGGUGGGGCAUGGGGGAAUGGAGAGCUGAGGGCAGGAGAGUUAUGAAGGCCAAGAUCAGGGUGGGAACAGUGUGGAACUAAAGGGAAGAAAUCAGUAGGAGAAGCAACAGGAAGGAAAAACAAAAACGAAUAGGGCAUGGUGACGACUGAUUUGGGGGAUUAGACUGGGGGGGGAAUGAAUUGAGCAAGCCGUUGGCAGCACUUGUUGGAAGCCUUCAGCAUAAAAAUACUGACAGAAUCUACUAAGUUGGAGAUGGGUCUCGUGACCCCAAUGCAAACCAAGUCCAGUCCUGCCUUUAACAUGGGGUGUCUUUUGCUCCAAGCUCAGCUGGGGUAAGCACAGUAGCUGUGUUGCUGGGUUGAGUCCAGGCCACCCUUGGGUCUCAGGCAUUACAUCAUGUCAGACUGCUUCCCAAGAAAGACCACUGAGUCCUCCUCCUCCAGAUUACCAGAGACACUGCCAAGUUUUUCAUGCACAAAGAGAUAAACCUUCGAAGACAUUAGAUGAAACUUUGUGAGGGAAGGAUAUGGUUUCAUGUUUUUAAAAAGUAGCUACUUAUUAUCAUGCACAGAGAAGACAGAGGUUCACAACAGCUGCUGGUCAAGGGAAAAAUUAAACAACCAACUAACCUGGCAGAGUAACACCAGGAUUGAUAAGAGGUAGAUUUUUAAGGAAUAAAAUAUACAGUUUCAAGUAUACAAUAUAUAGACCUUUUGUUUAUUUUCUCUUCACCAGCCCCCCAACAAAAAUGACAUUUUGUGUUAUGAAUGCUAAAAUUUCGCUCUGUGCACACUUGCAAUGAAUAGCUCAUUCAAACCAAGACAGUCUUUUCAGACUAGGCCAUGAACUGCAAACUGUAUGAGGGCCGAGAAGAUUACAAGCACUAACUCUUUCUGCAGACUUCGGUUAGGAUUGUGUACAUGGACCCCAAGUGCAGGUUAUUUUCUCUACAUUUGGCUAUCAGCUUAGGAAUAGAAGCUCAUUACAAGAAAUGCUCAAGUCUCCUUUUCUUCCUGGCACAGCUACCUCUGCAGUGAACCGAAGACCAUGCAAAGUUUAGGAUUUGGCCAAACCAAAGAAACAUUGUGGCAUUUUCAUACUACGAUGAAAAUACAAGAGGGAUCCAUUCUGAUGGUCGAGUUGAUGGGCAUUCCCAUGGCCUUGCCAGAAAGACAGACUGCAUCUUCAACUCUAAAUGACUUCCAUUGUAGUGACCAUUACCUCCAAGCAGAUAUCCUGCCCUGAUUGUCCCAAUAGGGUAUCCUCAAAUAAGACUGGGAAGUGUCAGGGAAAACAGACUCCUUUGAUAUAAGUCAUUUUUAGGGGGGAAAAAAUCAAUGUCCUAGUUUUAGUUUCAGAUAAAUCAUGAGUCAAAACAUGCUGUUUAGUUAAAAAAAAAAAAAAAAAAAAAAAAAGAUUCACCAUAAUCAGGAAGGCAAAGCACUCCCCAAGUACAUUCUAGUAUGUAUCUUUGUGUUUUCAUGUGAGUGAGAUUCCCACUAAGUCUAAAAAAGGGAGACCACCUCUUCUGUGUCCUGCCAACUCCCGCCUCUGAUGGGCCCCAAACUACCAGCUGAUUGUUGCUUCAUCACCAGGAAGCCUCCAGGGUCAGUGGGACACCUGCUAUCGUAACUAAAGGUACUCAUGAGCUGUGUUCAAAGCACAGCCCUCCUGUCUCACACUCUGUCACUGUCAUGAUGAUGGGAAACAGGGAGGCAGGGAAAUUAGUUCCUUUUACCAAUCUCACAGGUGAUUUUGGUGAGUUGUUGGAACCAACUGUACUGAACUCCUUUUGGCCAUUAUUAGCUGGCAUAGCUAACUGCUGCAAAUAAAACUUUUUUUACAUUGACAUAAUGUCUCAUUUCAAGGAGGCAUAUUUUCCAGUUGAUUUUCACCAACAUCAUAAAAUUUUGGUAAUUCAUCUCUAUGAAUGUAGCAGGAUGAGCAAAGGUUAACAUCAACAUAAGCUGAAAAUCAAAGAACUGGGUAGUGAAACAUAAAUUAAAAGUCUGGACCAUUUAAGAGGGCCAUUCCCUGGUUCUUUUAAAACAUGAGCACCAAGCACCAAGCCCCAAGCAUGCAUGCUUGCCCUCCUUUGUUCUCACUCCCCGAAGUAGGCCAGUGUGAGCCUUUGUGGUUUACAUUAUGUGGCUAAAGCAACUGACCAUAGGUUUUUUUGUUCGUUAAGAGUGUUUUCUAAAACCGCAGAUAUGCAUGAGUGGGGGCUGAACCUAAGAUAGGUUUUCUUCUGCCUCGAUGCCUACAUUUAACCUCUGUGAGUGCCCCUUUUCCCUGCUUUGGACUAGGUGGUCAUCAGUUCUUAAUGACAGAGGUUUCACUGCAAUAUUCUACACAUCGAGGGAACGGGGCGUGCCAUCUCCGUGUUUCCUCCAAGGAGCCAUAGUUCUGCAAGAAAACAGUUCCUCACGCAUUGCUCAGUCACACAAGGGUGUCUGAAUUCAUCCAGUCACCCCUUUUUGGUCCUCAUCAGUGACCUCUGCUGAAAACAACAAAUGUAGGGAAAAAAUAACAUUUCACUAUAUAAAGAAAAUUAAACCGGAUAAUGAAUCUAAGACACAGUCCACCAUCUAUGGCAGCUGGCUUUGCCCCAAGGAAAAGAGGACUUCCAGUUCUGAAGACUCAAUUGGCACCUAUGAAACAGGUCUCUAAGUUAACUAUUUCACAAUGUGAGUGACUUCAUUUAGUGAGUGAGGUUCUAUUUUACCUCCCCUUCCGGUGGAAGCCGGUGGUGAAGAAUGGGAUGUUCAUUUUCACCAUUCUCCCAUUCUGAGUAGCCUCAUGUUCAGGCACCCCCUUGGCAUAUGGAAGAAAAUGCUGACCCAGUUCAUCUUGAAUCCCCACCAGCAUCUUUGACUCCAAGGUGUCUGAACAGUGAGAAAGCCACUAGGAAAACCCAUAAUUUCAUACAAUCCCUUGUGGCACUCCUCUGACUGCUUGCCUAGCUAUCUUACUAUAUGCGGAGACUGCUGGGCCCUGGGAGGUGUCUCGGUCAGACUGGCAGCUGCCUGCAUCUUCCCCCACAAAUCCCAUCACAGGGUCAAACUGCAAACCUGCAAAUCAGCACGGACAUUUUAAGAAUGGACAGAAUCCAAUGGAGAGUUUCUCUUGGCAGCUAAUGGAACCCCACAAAAUUGCCUUCAGACUAUUGAGUCUGUUUUAUUUCUAAUUAAAACAGAUGCUAACUUCCUUCCUUACAGUACGUUUGCUCAAAUAUUGACAUAUCUUCUGCUAAACAUUUAACUAUACAUAGCCAAAUACAUACGCAGGCACGUAUAUACCUAUGCAUAUAUACAUACAUAUACACACUUGAAAUUCAUUUUCAUUCUUUAUCAGGGCUCCCUCAAAACAAUAAAAGAUGACCUUUGACAAAUUACUUAUAGCCCCAUCUCAUCAUUUCUGGGUUUUUCUUAUUCUGAUACUAGUGGUUAUGCCUUCCAGAGGCCUGCUUCAGGUGUGGAUUAGAUUUUACCUUGUGUUAUUUUCAUUGGCAAAACCAGAACGACGCUGUACCUCCCUCCAUUCUCCCCAAAUUGGAAAACAGAAGGAAAAAUAAAUCUCUCCGAAUGUGCUAUCUUAAUACCACAACGAUGACCGUUUUUGUUCAUUUUUUUCCAGUAUAAUCUGUAGACUGCUUUGUUUCACUUAACAUUAUUUCGUGUUUUUCUAUGAUACUAAAUAAUCUCUAUAAUUAUCCUUUUAAUGGCCGCCCAGAGUGAAUGUAAACCAUAAUUUACUUAACUGUUUACCUAUUGUUAGCCAUUAAGUUGCUUCCAUUUUUCACUUAUUUAAGUUGGAAUGCACAUUUUCAUAUCAGCCAUUAAUUUAAAGCAGCAUGCAGAGAUGGUUCUCCGUCACUAAUCUAAAAAUGCAGGGUUUAUGUAUUUACAGCUCACUUUGAUUAUGAAAUUUAAUUUGAGGGUAAUUAAGACAUUUAUAUUCCAAACAGCUCCUCGACAUCUAGCUCUCUCGAGCCAAACAGGCACAACCAUGACUAGCCAUUUUCACCUCAAGACAGCACAGUCCAAUGAAUUCUAAAACACAAUUUUCUUACGAAAAAUAAACUUUAUGAACUCCUGCUGCUUUAGAGCCAAGAGAUCAGCUCCCCAAACCAGAGUCCAUGGUUCUCUAGGGUGACCCAGCCAAGGCAAGCCAUCAUGAAGAAUCCUAUUGCAGCUUCAUGCUCAGUCCAGAAUUCAAGGCAACAUUCACUCAGUGCUCCAACACCCACUGUGUUACCGGAACUACCUGGAUGUCCUUGCCUAACCAGCACCCAGAUACACUGUGGGAACAAGACAAGGGCAUUGCUCAGAUGAGUUUCAGUUGUUUGAUGUUUUCAAGUUUAUCAUGGAUCACUUCAAGUUACAGAGUUCCUUGAGCAGGGGUAGUGGGUUAGGGCAUGUGAUUCAAACGGAUUCAGCUGUUUCAAUGGGUGUGGCCCACUAGCCUCCUCACUCUGAGCAAGUUGCAAAAAAUCCCAAAAUCGUGUGCCUCGGUUUCUCAAUCUGCAGUAUGAGGGUAUCAAUAGUGGCUGCCUUGUAAGGAUAUGAUGAGGAUCAAAUCUAGAAAACACAACUGCUAUGCAUAGGGGAAUGGUGACAUUUGAUUAGCACAUAGGAGCACUUAACUGCAUGCUUACUGAAUGUUAAUGCUACACUGUAACGUAUGUACAUUCACUUGCUGAAUAAAUGCAUGAAGGAAUGAUGAAUGAAAUAGUGUGGGAGAAGGUUCCACUUGUCUUAGGGAAAGUCCUCUGUAGAAUGCCCCAUUUCCUUUCAUAACAAAAUCAUUUUCUUAAUGGUAAUCACUGUAAGCCUUACCCUCCACCCCCAAUAAAGAGCAAAUGAACACCCCGAAAAGAUGUGUCCACCUUAGUAAUUCUUAAUGUCCAGAAAUUCAAUUUUAAAGCUUUAGAAAAUGUCAUCCAGCCGUCAGAAAGAACUCAUAACCUCAUUUGAAGCCAAAAUAAACCAGCCACAAAAAUUCCUUGGUGUUUUCCCUAUCAGAGAAUAAGAACUCAAUUACUAUUACUGUUUUUUAAGUCAGCAAUAACAAACUAAAGUGAUUAAAAAUCCUAAGUAUUACCAUCAUUUUUUUACUAACAACGAAAUGAUUUUUAUGUACCAGCAACCCUCUAUAAAACAGAGAAGAGCUUAGAAUUUUUUAUUAUUAUUUGGCCACCAGCAAUUAAUUCUUCUGAUUUGUUGUAUUAGUUUGAUGGUUGCGUCCAAGACCUAGAAUAUUUCUUACCCCAGCCAACUGAUGUAAGAAAAUUAUUUCAGUGCAGUCCCUAGCAAAUGGUGAUGAUGAAUAGCAUGGCAGGACAAACUUAUUCAGACACACAUUUUUCAGAAGUAGCAGGGAAAAGGCUGAUAAAUUACUAGUAAAUUGCUUUUUGUAAAAAUGCUCUCUCUUUCAAAUUUUCCCUAGUAUGAAGGUCUUCUGCAGAAUGAUGGCACAAUACAUUCUGACAUACCUGGACAACAAAGGCAGUUAAAGAAUGAAUAGGAGAUCAGAGUGAAGAAUUAUUUUCCAGUACCACUCUCCAUGGAAUAAAAGGAGUUGCAAACAUGGCCUUUGUAGAUGCAGGGAAACCCACGUUCCUUUUAGAGCUGAUGUUAACCCAUGAGAAGCGACCACCCCUCGACGACUUCUCCUUCACGGUUCCCACCCAGGAGCACGGCCAACUCUCCCCCGGAAUCCAUAACGGCUCACGCAAAUAGAUUUCUUUCCGUUCCUCCUCGGAGGGCUCUCCACAUUUAUCUGCUCGAGACGUGGCAGCUCCAGAACCAUGGUCAGUAAGGACACCGGCAAAUGCAUACUCACAACGUCGGAGAGUGAAGUGGAACCCGCCGCCUGCCUGGCCCUGGAGAUGAAAUACGCCCUGGACCCCAACCGGCAGAUUAAAAAACGGAACAAAGCCCUGCAGGUGCGGUUUAAGGAUAUCUGCGAGGCACAGAAUGAGCAGAGGGACACACAGCUGUCCUCGGGCCAGCUGGGGGAGAAGCGGGAGGCCAAGCCCGUGUCCUGCAGAGCAGCCUACCGCAAAUACAUGACAGUGCCCGCACGCAGGUCCAUCCCCAACGUCACCAAGAGCACAGGCGUGCAGACCUCGCCCGACCUUAAGAAGUGUUACCAGACGUUCCCUCUGGACCGCAAAAAGGGGAACCUCAAAAGCCUCCCAGCUGCAGAUCCCUUUAAAAGCCAAAACAAUGGGUUUCUAACAGAUGCGAAAGAGAAGAACGAGGCUGGACCCAUGGAGGAGGCCCGGCCAUGUGGCGCGGGGCGGGUGCACAAGACCACAGCCUUGGUUUUCCAUUCCAACCAACACAUGAACACAGUGGACCAGCCUUUGGGGGUCAACUGCACAGAGCCCUGUAAAAGCCCGGAGCCGCUCAGCUAUGGAGAAGCUGCGCUCCAAAACUCCACUCGGCCUCCAUCCGAAGAGCCCGAUUACCAGCUGCUCGGGAGGGCCAAGCAGGACCGGGGGAGGCCAAACUCCGAGGAGCCCGCUCCACCUGCCCUCAGGAGGGUGUUUAAAACGGAGGUUGCCACCGUUUACGCACCUGCCCUCAGUGCCAGGGCCCCCGAGCCUGGUUUGUCAGACUCUGCAGCCGCCAGCCAGUGGUCACUCUGCCCGGCAGAUGACGAGCGGAGGAGAGCCACACAUCUCAACGGGCUCCAGGCGCCCUCGGAAACUGCCCUGGCCUGCUCACCCCCGAUGCAGUGCCUGUCCCCCGAAUGUAGUGAGCAGCCGUCGCAGACUCACACCCCGCCGGGGCUGGGGAACCAGCCUAGUCCCACAGCGGUUGCUGCAGGUGAAGAAUGCCAACGAAUCGUGCCUCAUACGGAAGUGGUCGACCUCAAAGCACAACUUCAGAUGAUGGAGAACUUGAUCAGUUCAAGCCAAGAAACCAUCAAAGUGCUCUUGGGGGUCAUUCAGGAGUUGGAAAAAGGAGAGGCCCAUCGGGAAGGGUAUGUAUGUUCACCCAUGUCUUAGGAAGCUAUGCAGGCUGAUCACCACAGAGUCCAUCUGUAGCCCCAAACCCAAGUCUGUAAUGAGACUAAAGCCAGCAUUUCCGUAAACAGGUCAUAGUCUAAGGGCGUGGCGAGCUCCAAGGGGUCGCAGAUUAUUUUAUGAUACUAGACGUCACUGCAUCCUGCACGAUACGCUUUCUGGUUAAUGUUCAUCUUUCUGGCCUUGAAUUCAAACCAUACCUAUGCUUAGAAUGAAUUGAUAGACCUUUCCUUUUAUUCUGCUAGGGCUAAAGGUUUAUGAUAUUGAUAAUGUAUAACAACAUAUGCCAGUCCAAAAUAUCUAUUCUAAAUAAGAAGAGAAUCAGGAAGAGAAGAGGCCACAGGCCUCUUAGGAAUCGUAUUAGGAAGAGAAAGGAAAUUUCAUGUGACAUUUGGAAAAGUAAAUGCUGACUUGCUUAUAAUAAAUAAUUGAAAUAAUAUUGGUAUUCAGGACUGUACAAGGCUUUACAUCAUAGACAGUGUGUUUUCCAUUCUGUACCUGGAACCCAAAGAAGCAAUGGGCAUUGUGAGACCAGUCCUGACUGUAUAUGAUUAGGAGACAGAUGCCCUUCCCCACGGGCUGCCCUAUGUGUCCAGUGGGGCUGCAGAAAGAAUGAUACUAACUUCACGGCCAAUACUUUAUUGCGUUGAUAAGACCAUCUUGCACUUCAUGUUUUGAAGUUUAAACUGUGCAGCAGCAUCUUUAAAAACAAAUGACCUAAAGGUGGGGUUUUAGUUCUUGAGCUCCCCAGUGCGGAAGCCUCCUACAGGCCGGCAUGUGCUCAGCUGAUACAAAGCAGCCUGUUCUACUCUGGGUCUGGGGGUUAUCGGACUUCGCCUGGAUUGCCGAGACCUCUCUUGCCCAUUGCCCCUUGAAAGUGUCUGUGUUCCUGCUAGCCUGUGUACUGGAGGUAACAUCGGAGGCAGCGCCCUGUUGCCUCAUGUGAUGUGCACCCUUCACUCUGCGAGCCCUGAGCCCUGGGUUUAGCAAGCUAGAAGCCAGCCUGAAAUAAGCCAAGUAAUGUAUUUCCAGGACAGAAAACCACCUGGGCACAAAGUUUCCUUAAGAGGAUUGCUGUGGCUGAGUUAGACAGUUUGCUGACUGCAAAGAAUGGGGAGGAAACACCUCCUGCCUUAAGGUGGAGGCUGAGGUGAAAGGCCCAGCUCCAGCAGUGGAGAGGCUGGGGCAGGUCCUGCCCUGGGCUCUGGCUGCUCCAGCUUGGUGCAGGAGGCCUGUCUACAGCUUGAUGCUCUUAAGCAAAAAGAACUGCCAGCCAAAUGUACAAAAAUCUUAACAGUAGAUUCAUAGGUAAUCUAACACCAUAUAACAUUUCCAAAAGGCCUUGUUCAAUCUUGGGUUUACAUCUCCAUUUUCAUCCCAUUUCCAUCAGUACAGAUCCAAAAGCAACACUCAUCAGGCGUGGGGUGGGGGAGACCAGUGAUUUACUGAUCAGUAGUCCACAUUCCUGCAAAAAAAUUAAAAGGUCAAACAUUGACCCAGUCACUGAUGUUGAUAUAGUUGGUAGUGAAUUAAACCAGACAGCAAAAGAGAAAGAUGCCAACAUCUUUGGUGAAAUAAAGUUCACCAAAUGGUGUAAAAUGAAAUAUGUACACUAAUGUGCAUACUCACAGGAGUGUGUGCCCAAAGAAGAACCUGAGAGGGCUGAACACCCACGAACACAAGAAAGGAAAACCGUACGAUAUAUGGGAGCGCCUUCUUACACUCCUCUUAGAACAAGUAUGGAAGAUUGCUUUAAAUAAGAUCCUCAGGGUUCUCUGAGAUGCCAUCCAUCUAGCAGUGUGGUUCUCAGUUUACUAAGACAUGUCUGGGUAGGAAUCUGGCACUGAGGGCUUGGGCAAGGGCUGUAUGUCUCUGUGCCUUCUUUCUUCACCUGUAAGUUGAGAUCACUGUCUGUCCUGCAGACAGGGGAUGGAAUGACAUGGGGUGACCUUCUAAUGUGUUCAGCCUAGUGGCAGGUGUGUCUGAAUGGGUAGAUGUCCACUAGUGGCAUGAGUGUUGAUCUUGCUGGCCAGCAAUGCUGGAGCAGGGGUCUGGGGAGGACUUAGUGGUCUUGUGGGCGUCCAAUGUGAUGAAUGCAUCCCCUAUAUGCCCGGCACACAGGCUGCCACACAAGACUGUCCCUGAAACUCUGGAGCUGCUCUAUCCAAUACAGUGGCCACUAGCUGCACGUGGCUAUUGAAAUUCAAACUCAAUGACAAUUGAAACUUCACAGUCACAGCAGUCACAUUUCAAAUGCUCGAUAGCCACAUACAUAAGACAGUGCAGCUACGGAACAUUUCCAUCAUCACGAAAUGUCAUUCACUCCGGUAUCCCAGAACAUGGCACAGUGCCUGGUUCUUAAGCAUCUGAGGACUUGGGCACCUUAAAUCAAGACAAAGGAUGGUUUUACUUUAAAAUCAAUCCUAGUUCAGUUGCUGCCAGCACAAGCUCACGGUGGAAGGUAGAAAGGCAGGUCUCUGUUGUGUUCCUGGGAACAUUCACUUCCUCUCUCUCAGAGCCCUCUGGACUCAGAUAGCAAAGAAUCAAGUGCCACCUUAUGGGCUCCAAAAUUCAAGGCCACCUUAUGGGGCCCCCUCUUGCUCAAUGCCCCAGGGUCAUUAAUUUGGCUGAAAUUCAAAUUUCCCACCCGUCUUCUCCAUGUCAGAACAUAGGAGAGGACUGCAGCCUCAGAGACAGGCAGAUAAGAUGCAAGCUCAUUCUCCAUCCCUUCCCAGACCCUGGGUACAGCACAGAGUCCCAGGAGUGACAGCUGUGAGCAGUGGCAGCCAGCACUGGGCUGGGACAUCUGGAACAACAGGCUCUGGAGGGAAGGGAAGUAGCAUCUGCUGAUUUCCAUGGUGUAAAUACUGCUACCGUGGCCAAUUUCAAUCUCAUGAAAUCCUAAAAAUGUAACACUCUGCUCCACUCAGCACCCAACCAAUCCCUUGAAGGGCAAGUUCUAGGACUUUAGAACGAGGGAUUCACAGGGCUUACUUUAUGUACCAGAUCUGAACUGGGAAGUUGGUAUUUUAGUUGCAUCUCAUGGUUUAAAAAAACAAACAAACAAAAAAAGAAAACAGGAAAAUGCACUCUGUGUACACUGAUACAUAGUUAUUAUAUGAUACGACAAUGAACUCAAAUGACCAAGUUAAAAUAUCAGUGGAGGCCGGGCACGGUGGAUCAUGCCUGUAAUCCCAGCACUUUGGGAGGCCAAGGCGAGUGGAUCACUUGAGGUCAGGAGUUUGAGACCAGUCUGGCCAACAUGGUGAAAUCCCGUCUCUACUAAAAAAUACAAACAUUAGUCGGGCGUGGUGGCGGGCACCUGUAAUCCUAGCUCCUCCAGAGGCUGAGGCAGGAGAAUUGCUUGAACCCGGGAGGUGGAGGUUGCAGUGGGCCAAGAUCACACCACUGCACUCCAGCCUGGGCAACAGAGCGAGACUCCAUCUCAAAAAAAUAAAAAUAAAAUCAAUGGAACUUUUCUUGGAAAAUAUUCUAAAGCCUACAAAUCAGGAGCUGGAGAACACUCUUGAAGCUGGGGAAAGUCAGUUCCUCUCCCCACUUGCCACCCCAAUAAAGCAUACAGGGGCUUCCAACAGAAUUUCAUCUGCAUUCAGAAGAGUCCUAGUGAGGGCAGGCACCUCGGAGCCCAUGAGUUUGAAUACAAGUGACAAAUCUUGCCCCCACAUUUCCACACUAUACUUAAGGUCUGACCUGGCCCAAAGGGGUCAUGGGCCUGCUCCUUGGGAAGCCAGUAUUCUUUGAAUCCCGCUGAUGGCCCUGGGCAAUGUAUGUUUCUUAGAACAUGUUUAUUGUAAAAUCUCUUUAAUAGGACUUCUUUUCACUAUUGAGUUUGUCAGGCAAGUGCUUCCCUGUAGUUCUUAACCUGUGCAGGAAUUUCUGUGUCACUGGCUACAACCGCUCUCAGUAGCUUCCAAAUUAUUUUUCGUAAGAGACUCUCCUUCAUUAUUUUCAUUUGCUUAUGUAGAUUUCCAAAUGGCUUCGGCAGAGAAUGUUUAUGGCUGAGACAGGUUAACCUCUGUGAGCUUCAAUUUUGUCUGAAAUCAACUAGGGGUGGUAGACACUGAAAUACAGUAUCUACAAAGCUCCCACUUAUAACCAGCACACAGUUGGCGCUGAAUAAAGGACAUAUCCUGUUACGAGCAUUUCAGUGGGAUGAAUUCUGCAAGUAGGUUAGAUGUGCAAAAAGUAUGCAAAAUCACGCCUUUUAGUCCCUUGUAAAACACUGGGGCAAUUCACUAAAAUCACUCUGCUUUAUGCAGUGCGGGCUUGCAUGAAUGCCAAGAAUUAUCCUGCUUAUUUCAGAGCUCUUAGUAUUAUGCUUGUGUCUUCUGGGGAAGUUCAGGGUCACACAGGCUACCUAAAUAAGUCACUAAUGGGAGUCAUUGAAGGCUAAGAACAAGGCAAAUGGGACAGUGGAUUUAAAAAACCCAAUCAAUUAUUAGAACAGUGCUAAUUCACUGUAGCAGCUAUGGGAUUCCUGGGCAGGAGAUCCUCAGACCAAUGGGGUGUAGGUCUUGGUGGCUCAUUGGGUAAACUCACCAGCAACUACAGUGUGGCAACCCCGACAGCGCUCUUUGCCUCUUAGAUUUCCUACGCCAAACAUUUAGUCUCUUGAAGUGUCCAUUGGCUGGUGACAGCCUAAUGAUACUCUGCUAUUUGGAGAAGACCAGAAAUGAUCGUGAGAAGCUUUACUUGAGGAUAUCAAGCACAUGAUCAGAAUCUGUCACUGCCCAGAGUGAAGCAGAUUCUUCUAUGGGCCAGGCCUCCCUCAGCAUUUGCUGGGUGUUACCUGCAGGCUUGGGGUAGGGGGAGAGAGCAAGAGGACCCCAGGCCCUUAAACAUGACCAGCAGGUAGUGAUAAGACCCUGAGGCUUCGGGGCUUUGUGACUUUACUAAUUCAGAGCAAAGGCAAGAGUAUGAUUAAAAACAGAAAAUCCUAAGUAACACACCAACCCAAAGAGUCUAGUACCUUGCAGGAAGGGUGGCAAACCCAGUCAUUUAUCACCUCCCAUCAUCCCUGCCACCCCAUCAUGGGGGCAGUUCCCUGUCAGCAGGGGUUCUGUUCAUCCUCAUUGAGAAAGGGUGGUUUCUUGGUGGUGUGAGGCCAGCUCUCCCAAGUCUCGGGCACACAGUGGUAAAAAAAGAAGCUAAAGGAACCCCCUGAGUUCAGGGGCUCUGUGAGGGUGCCGCUUACGGUGGUGUUCAAGACAAGGGAGAGAGGAAGAAAGAGCUGAGGGAUGGAACGAGUUAAUACAGACGAAGUGUGGUAUCCUGUACCAAGGUUUGCUCAACUUUACCAAAAACAAUGAAUAGCCAACAAGUAAUGGAAGGUCAUGUGCACAUACACAUACUUAAGAGGUAAGGACUUAGUCUCAUGGACAUCUGUGUUUACUGCAGGGGCUCAGGGUCAGCUCCUACAUGGCAGAGGUCAGCAAACUUUUCUGCAAAGGGCCAAAUAGUAAAUACAUAUUGACAGCCAGUCUUUGUCACAAUGAUUCAACUCUGCCAUUGUAUCCUGAAAGCACCCACAGAGAAUCUGUAUGAAUGGGCAUACUUGUGUUCCAAUAAAACUUUAUUUACAAAAACAGGUGGUAGCCAGAUUUGGGCCACAAGCCAUAGGUUAUGGACUCCUGAUAUAUGGUUUGUAAAUACAGUGACCAUAUUCAUACAGCUAAAAAUGUUCAGGCCAGAAUAUGGGUGCAGGCAGUCCAAGGUGUGUGACUGCCAAGCACACCGGCCUAUCAUUCAUUCACACAUUUAGAAGGUUUCUGCCAAACAUCACUGAAGUGAUGGACACUGUGCCAGGCAAUGAGGGGAUGUGAGAGUCAAAGGAAUUCGGGCCCAGCCUUUGAGGGGUUCACAGUUCAUCGGCAUUCAGGCUGUUCAAAUAUACGCUUAAUUGUUCAUCAGCCCAUACAACCUGGGGUCCUGCUUUGGAACUCUGUGUGUGUAUGACACACAUAUACCUAAUAUGUAUGUAUAAUGUAUAUGACAGCAUCUCUUGGAAACAUGAAAAAGGUCUCAUUCUCCCAGCAGCAGAAAUAAAAAGCCAUCACAGAA